AUGAGUGAAGCAAGUUCUGCCACUGACUUGGCGCGCGCUUGGGAGUCGAUUCCAGAGCUUAGACGUAAUGUGGUCACCAUACAAGCUUGGGCCUUACGGCGAAUGACUUCGGUGUACAACCUGGUGACCCGACGGCCCCACGUCCCUCGGGAAAAGGCAUUGCGCAGAAUUCUGCAGUCGCAAGGUUUCGAUGUGGAGUUGGAGUCACCACCCAAGCCAGGGCCAACCGCAGGCUCUGACCCGCCAGGUUUGACACCAGCCUUGGUCACUCCCCCGAAAGUAUCCCGCGAGGUUGAAUCAAAGAGCGCUGCUUCGCAGGAAGCCUUGAAGGAGAUGGAGCGUUUGCAGAAACAAUUAGCUCUUGUGAAAGAAAUGAACCAGCUUCAACGUGAUUUGCAGCAUCUCAUUGACAUGAAAGCUCGUGAAGAUGAAAAGAAUAUCAAAGUCAAUGUGGAGCCCUACACUGUAUGUGUGGACAACAUGGGUACUUUGCCAAUGGAGACCGACCACUUUCAUACCCCAGGUUCGCCAAAUGCUGUUCCAGCUGCUGCGACUGGUGAGGACUCGGGUGCAUCAAUUGGGGCUUCGAUUCGCAAGAUUGCACCUAUGUGUACUGCUUCUUCUUUCCAGGGAGGCCCUGCCAACAAUGCAUCAGAUAACAUUCCAGAGCCACCGGUCCCAGAGCCAAAAGAAAUUCAAGUAGCAGUAGGUGAGGUAGAUGAAGAACCCGAGACACCAUUCCCAGUAGCGCAAAUGAAUCCAGAGGUUCGAGAGGCACCACCCGUUGAGGGACAAACCACAGCAAUGCUUUUGGAAUCACAUGAUGAACUGGAGCCACCACUUGACAAUCAGUGCAACAAAGGAGAAGCCACAAAAAGCUCAGGAGACGCCAGUGACCCACCAAGUGUUCGUAUGUAUAAGUACCUCCAGGCAGUGAAGGCAAACAAAAAGAAGGCAGAAGGAACUGAGGAGACAUGCAAUGGAACAGAGGAGUCAUGCAAAGCAACAGUCAUUGCUAGUUUGCCACCCAAGCCAACUGACUGGGGAAAGCAUACACCUGUGACGGCUGACCAGCAGCAACCACCAAAGCCCCGUGGCAGAAAAAAGAAGUCUGAGAAGGACACCAGCGAUGCCCAGGCAGCAGCACCGAAAGCAAAGGCAAAGAGAGGUGCAAAGAAAAGAGCAAAGACACCGGAAACCUAUGAGCCACUUGAGGUUGAAGGCAACAUCAACAUCAACAAAGGAGAUGCCUUUGAUGCCUAUGCUGUAGCAUCUGCAGCUGCAGAUGUGCAUACCUUGGGGACCACCGACACAAAGGCUACCGAGCCCAGCAAUGCAAGCAAGAAGCCACGCCGCAGCAAGCAGGAUAAGGAGCCAAACAAAGCUGCAAGCCGAACCCGUUCAAAGAGAAAGGCCGAAGGAGAUGAUGAGCCCAACCCGAAAACUGAAGGAUCUAGCCGAACCCGUUCAAAGAGAAAGGCCGAAGGAGAUGAUGAGCCCAACCCGAAAACUGAAGGAUCUAACCAAACAAAGAAGGCAAAGAAGAACAAAGGCAAUGAAGCACCAAUUGAUGAGAACAAGGAAGGAAAGGAAUCGAAGAAGGAUGAGCCCAUGACAAGCAAAACCAACACAGCUAGGAAGGAACGUUCAGCAGAGACCAAGGCGAGGUACUCACGCAAGAGCUGCGCCUACAAGAAGGUGCUCACUGAGAAAACCAAGGCAGGCUAUUCAGAGGAUGACGCAAAGAAAGCAGCCCGAGAGGCCUUCAUUGCAGUGGUCUUGCUUUGCAUUUGGAGCGCGGACGUCCACCCCCAGUAUCACCUGGUGGAAUUGUUCAGUGGAGCUGGGAAGGUUGGGGAAGUUUGGAGGACUGCCAUCGUCAUGGUGGCUUCUCUGAUUCCCUUCGGCCUCUUGGUUUUUGGCCCAGACUGCAGCAGCUGGACUGUCAUUUCACGGGGUAAGUACAAGUGCAAGAAAGAUGGCAAAGUCAAGUUCCAGGGCACUGAUGCCUUGCGAUCUACACAGCAAUAUCCUCGAGGUCUCGGAGAAUGUCUUCUGACAGCCUGGCAGUCAGUGAAGGGGAGGCCAAUGCUAGACUUCAGGCAGAAAGAGACCAUUAACCCCAGGAAGACUGAUUUGGAAAUCUUCCAGGACCUACCUUUACGCGAGAUGACAGCGCGACUCCAAGUUCUCCAAGGUCAACUUGGGCAUCUGACGGGUGUGGAUGAGCGUCCCCAACCAGCAGGUAGGAACACCACUGCAAGUCUAGAAGUAGCAAGCAAUGCAACACAUGACAAAGCAGAGACACCAACCACCAUACCAUACUUGCGAGCACCAACCCUGACACUUGGUGACCCCGUUCCCGAUGACUAUGAAGAAGAAACCUUGCUGGACCCUGCACCUACCCCGCCUGAAUCUAUUCAGUCAACUCCUGUGUCAGGAUACUAUCCAGACAAUCAGCUUGGUUUACUUUCGCAAAGCCCUGCAAUGCAGCCUGAGACCCCGUUCUCCCCAGAGGCACCAACGACCAAGAAAGAUACACCGCAGCUUCAUGAAACUGUAGUUUCAAACGAAGAUGGGCCAAAGGCAGCAAGCAGCAGCAACGGUGACAAAGCCCACGCCACUUCUGAAACGGGCACUCCAGCCGAGUCCCCAUCAGAAACAAGCACCCCAAUGGCCUCUCAAGCAAAAUGUCCUGAUGGUGAGACACUUAUGAAACCACCCAAGCAGAACAAGUAUGCUGAUGGCACGUACUGGAUUCGCAACUAUGUGAAACCAAAUGCAAAGGGUGAGGUGAAGGCCAGUGAGAAUGUGAUCGCUUUGUUCAAAACUGACAAAGGGAGAGAGGAGUUGCGGCAGCUUCUGCUUUCCCACGGGUCUUUCGAAGCGAUUGUUCACGGCGAAGAUGAGUGGCGGAUUCCUAUUGCGCGGGAGUUCAAGGCCAAGGAACUGGACCGUCAAACUGUCUGCUACCGAGCUUUAUUGAAGGGGUUGCCAAAAAGAUUUCAAAAGCUGAAGAGGUUGGCCAAUGAGAUCAGGGAGAAAAUCAAAGACUUGGACGCAAAGUACCAGGAGCUUGUUCUGAACCAGCAAAACUUGAUGGCCACCGAUACCCCCAGUAGGACUGUGAAGCCACCAAAAGCGAAAGCCAAAGCAAAAGCGUCGGCGUCAACCAAAGUGCCUUUGAGUAAGCGUAAGGCAACCAGCAAAGUGAAAAAGGAAACUGAAGAAGAUGAAACGGAACAGAAUGGUGAAGAGACUGAAGAGGAUGAGGUUCGAGGUGUGCUGGUCCUAGAGACUGCAGUGACGAUGAGACCGAGUCAUCUGCUGACUCAGAUAUUGCUGAGGCACAGUAUGACAACACGAUUUGUGCUGACCUGCAUCUCCUCCUAUUUUUUCGACGAGGGGAACACCUUGGAUGACUUGCAUCAAUUCAUAGCUGAGGAUGCCAAAAAGCUGUACUAUGAAGGAAUCACAGCUUACGACACGGCCUUGGUGCUCGAGUGGAUGGAGCAUUUCUUGGAAGGGUAUGAUUGUAGCAAUGAUGAACUUCUACAAGGGCUCAAGUACGCUGAAGCCUACGGCUACAUGGCCUCGAAGUGUUACACAAAAG
This is a messenger RNA of Cladocopium goreaui, 3613 nucleotides long. NCBI's taxonomy places the organism in Eukaryota, Dinophyceae, Suessiales, Symbiodiniaceae. The record is from the annotation of a GenBank genome assembly.